ACGGCGCCAGAAGAGGUGGGCAGCAGACUCUGCGAACUCAAGCCCGUGCACCUCUUCCUGGCCUGCUUCCUCCCGUCCGCAAUGGCCGUCGUCUACCUCAUGCUGCGCCCGCGCGCCGUGUACCUCAAGGACUACGCCGGCUUCCGUACGACGCAUACCUGUCGCAUCCCCUUCGCCAGCUUCCUUGAGCACGCCAAGCAACUGCCGGAUCUCAAUGAGCGUAGCAUCAGGUUCAUGACGCGGUUGCUGGAGCGCUCGGGGCUCGGGGAGGAGACAUGUCUGCCUCCGACACACCACUACAUCGGAACGCACAAAUAUUGCACCAUUGAUGCCGCCCGCGCCGAGUUCGAGCUCGUGACUUUCUCGGCCAUAGACGAUGUGCUCGCCAAGACCGGCGUUGCCCCUGAAGCCAUCGACAUACUAAUCGUCAACUGCAGUUUGUUCUGUCCCUCGCCGUCCUUGGUGGACAUGAUCAUAAACAAGUACAAGUUGCGGAGUGAUAUCCGUAGCAUGCACCUCUCCGGUAUGGGAUGUAGCGCUGGUCUUAUCUCCGUGGGGCUCGCCAGGAACCUCUUGCAGGUCGCUCCCGAGGGGGCACACGCUCUUGUCAUCUCCACAGAGACCAUCACGCCAAACUACUACCUCGGGACAGAGCGCGCAAUGCUCCUGCCCAACUGCCUCUUCCGCGUAGGCGGGGCGGCCGCGCUGUUGUCAACAUCAUCGAAAAAGGCCCGGUUCCGCCUUAAGCAUGUCGUACGUACGCUUACCGGUGCUCAAGAUAGUGCGUACCGGUGCGUAUUUCAGGAGGAGGAUGAAAAAGGCCACCGGGGGAUAAACCUCAGCAUUGACCUGAUGAACAUAGCCGGCGACGCGCUCAAGUCCAACAUCACGGCAAUGGGGCCACUCGUCCUGCCGGUUAAGGAGCAGCUUAUGUUCGCCUUCUCCUUCGUUGCACGGAAGGUGGUCGGCUGGCGAGUAAAGGCAUACAUCCCCAACUUUCGCACGGCGUUUGAGCACUUCUGCAUCCAUGCUGGCGGCCGUGCGGUCAUUGAUCAGCUGCAGAAAAGCUUUGGGCUUUCCGACGAGCAGGUCGAGGCGUCACGGAUGACGCUGCAUCGGUUCGGAAACACGUCGAGUAGCUCCCUGUGGUAUGAACUGGCCUACAUAGAGGCCAAGGGCCGCAUGCGCAAGGGCGACCGUGUGUGGAUGAUUGGGUUCGGAUCUGGAUUCAAGUGCAACGGCGCAGCAUGGGAAUGCAUCAACCCCGCACGCAACGCCGAUGGGCCAUGGGCUACGUCCAUCACCAGAUAUCCGGUGGACAUUCCAUACGUUCUGAAGCAUUAA
This is a messenger RNA of Triticum urartu, 1344 nucleotides long. NCBI's taxonomy places the organism in Eukaryota, Viridiplantae, Streptophyta, Magnoliopsida, Poales, Poaceae. The record is from RefSeq and is a predicted model, not a curated record.